Messenger RNA from Conger conger (European conger), 3592 nucleotides. It is a transcript of the gene sephs3, whose product is annotated as selenophosphate synthetase 3. The record is from RefSeq and is a predicted model, not a curated record. The transcript is spliced from 8 exons. Gene Ontology annotation, molecular function: ATP binding; selenide, water dikinase activity. Gene Ontology annotation, biological process: L-selenocysteine biosynthetic process. Lineage: Eukaryota; Metazoa; Chordata; Actinopteri; Anguilliformes; Congridae. Gene Ontology annotation, cellular component: cytoplasm.
GAAACACUCAGUUUUCCGCCUCUUUGCCGGAGCAUUGAAAUACAGCUAACAAACAUUAACCUACCAGUCAUUUCAUUCAAACCGAUAAACUUGUCGGAUGUUGUAGAUUGCUGCAAAUGCAAAUGACAACAUCUGAAUGACAAACAUAAAAACAAUAUUAAGCUAAGUGACAUGUCCGUUUCGGAAUCAACGACCCCUCCGGUCGAUACUAGCUCCGUGGCUGGGCUCGGAGCGCCGUUCCCCGUUGGCUAUCAAGCAUUUCAGCCGGAGGAUCAUGGCCUAGAGCGUGGGUUUCGGCUCACGGCCUUCUCCGAUUUGAAAGGAUGAGGUUGUAAGGUCCCUCAGGAGGCUCUGCUCAAACUCCUGCAGGGACUUGAGCCUGAUCGCCCGGCGCCGGUGAUGGGGGAGGACGGGGGCACCGGCACAGGUGGAGGAGACGAGGCCUCGGAAUACGGCCAACUGGCCCCGGUUCCUCACGGCCCCCGGUUAGGUAUUGGAAUGGAUUCGUGUGUGGUCCCGCUCAGGCACGGGGGUCUCUCUCUGGUCCAGACCACAGACUUCUUCUACCCUCUGGUGGAGGAUCCUUACAUGAUGGGGCGCAUCGCCUGUGCGAACGUGCUGAGCGACCUGUACGCCAUGGGCGUCACCGAGUGCGACAACAUGCUGAUGCUGCUGAGCGUCAGUCAGAAGAUGAACGACAAGGAGCGGGAUAAGGUCAUGCCCCUGAUGAUCCAGGGCUUCCGUGACGCCGCGGAGGAGGGCGGGACCUCAGUCACGGGCGGACAGACCGUCAUCAACCCCUGGAUCAUCAUCGGGGGAGUGGCCACGGUCGUGUGCCAGCCCAACGACUUCAUCAUGCCAGACAGUGCGGUCCCAGGGGAUGUGCUUGUGCUCACUAAGCCAUUGGGAACGCAAGUGGCCGUCAACGCCCAUCAGUGGCUGGACAAUCCUGAUAAAUGGAAUAAAAUCAAGCUGGUGGUGUCAAAGGAAGAGGUGGAGCAGGCAUAUCAAGAGGCGAUGCUGAAUAUGGCCACAUUGAACAGGACAGCUGCCGGCCUCAUGCACACCUUCAACGCCCACGCUGCGACCGACAUCACGGGGUUCGGCAUCCUGGGCCACGCCCGCAACCUGGCCCAGCAGCAGCGCAGCGACGUGGCCUUCGUCAUCCACAACCUGCCCAUCCUGGCCAAGAUGACCGCCGUCAGCAAGGCCUGCGGGAGCAUGUUCGGCCUCCUACAGGGCACCUCCUCCGAGACGUCCGGGGGGUUGCUGAUUUGCCUGCCGCGGGAGCAGGCGGCUCGGUUCUGUGCGGAGAUGAAGUCGAGCCGGCUGGGCCUGGGCAUGGGGGCGGGGCCUGAGGCCGGGGCCGGGGAGGGCCAGCAGGCCUGGAUCAUCGGCAUCGUGGAGAAGGGGAACCGCUGCGCCCGAAUCAUCGACAAGCCCCGCAUCAUCGAGGUCCUGCCCCGCGGCUCUGUCAGCGGAGCCCAGGAGGGGAGCAACAACAACGCCAACAGCACGGGGGCCCCCAGUCCUGCCGACACGCAGGGCCCCCCGCUCAACUGAAGCCCCCCCGCUCCCUGACCCUAGCACCUGUGCCCCUGUCCUGCCCCUCUGUCUCAGCCCUGACCCAGUCCUGCCCCUCUCUCCGCCCUGACCCAGUCCUGCCCCUCUGUCUCAGCCCAGUUCUCUUCACCCCAUCCGUUCAUCGCUUCCUCAGCAGGCUCUCUCCUCACUCGUCAGUCUGUUGUCUUUCUCAUCGCUCUCUCCGCUUCACCUGCCCGCUCUUCCGUCUCCUCUCUUACCCCGAGUGUGCGAGUGUGUGCGUUUCCCCUCCUCUGAGCUGUGCAUUUCUCCCCCUAUUCUGCCACAGGGUUGAGAGCAGCAGACCAAAACAUUUUUUUUCUCGGUGGGAGGCAGGACAGAUGCCUAUGUUAGCUCCUGUUCUGUUCUCUCCUGUUCAUCUGCCAUUUCUUCAGCGCUCCUUCUCAUCCUGGCUAGAGCUAAGAUGGCUCUAUUCUGGUCUUUCUGCCGAGAUUUGCACAGUAGCCUUGUGUGUUGCUCUACCAGUUAGUCUUCAGUGUGGCAGGGAACGGCUUAAUGCAGCGCUACUCUGCUCCACGUCCUGCGGGCCGCAGUGUCUGCAGCGCUACUCAACCCCACGUCCUGGGGGCCGCAGUGUCUGCAGCGCUACUCAACCCCACGUCCUGGGGGCCGCAGUGUCUGCAGUGCUACUCAACCCCACGUCCUGGGGGCCGCAGUGUCUGCAGCGCUACUCAACCCCACGUCCUGGGGGCCGCAGUGUCUGCAGGUAUUCGCUCUGACCGUGCGCUACACCACCUGCUUUCACUCAUUAUUUGACCUGCUUGGUUCAGACAGAAAGGUUGUUAAUGAAGUGAAUGCCUGUAGACACUGGCCCGCUGGGCGUGGGGCUGAGUAGCGCUGGCUUCAUGCACGAGUGGGUUUUAUGGUGGUGGGCUGUUCGCUUUUGUACAAGGGAAAUAAACAUUCCAAAAUGUGUCUGCUUUAUGCACAAUUGAUUGAAAACCAAAAACGUUUUUCGAAACAAACGUAACUCGAUAUUUGAGGGAAUCUGGCUAUAAUUGUGUUUAAAAUUGGUGCGACAGUUGGGAUGGGAAAAAAUAAAAUAAAAUAAAAAUCUUGUUAUUCCAACUAUCAGAAUUAUCAGAAAGUUCAGCCAAGAAAUAUUUUAAUAUGACAUGACAGGUAUUUGGCAGACGCUCUUAUCUAGAGCAACAUACAACAAAGUAAUAUCUGGAUGAUCAGCAUAUUUUGAAACAUGAUCUUCCCUACCAGUGUGUCCCUUGCGCGUACAUGUUUUUGUAAUGUUCUUUAAAUGGCUUUAUGGGACUUUGGAACACCCCACUUUAAUGGUGCUUGUAAGUUGAUGUACGGAUAUCUGUUUCAUCUUAGCGGCUCUACCUGGAUGUGUUGCCAUAUGAAAUGGGGUGUUCAAAAUUUAUUUUUAUUUUUAUAUACAAGGUUCCAUAUAGAAUGUUGUGUAUUUUGGGGAGACGGUGACCAUUGCCAAUAACAAAGAGGUGGCUUCUGAAUAAUUGGUGAUAUUGUUGCAAUUGAACUUGUGGAGGGGGGUAUUUAAUGAUGGGUACUGUUAAACCAAUGGACUAUGUGAACAGAAUUGGCCUUUUUUGGUUUGUUUGUUGUUUCCCGCAUUUUGUUCAAUUUCUUUUAAAAAGAUCUUUCAACCGUGAUGUUCCUUGUGGUUUUCUCUUGAUUAAUCAUCCAUAUAAACAAAAUGCUGACAGUUAAACUGGCUCCGCCCUUACGCCCAGAGAGAGGCUUGAGCAGCUCCCUCUGGACCAAUGGGGAGGAUCCAGCGUUCCAGCACUGCCAGCGGAUUGGUCGGAGUGGCACAAAUCUCCUGCUUCCUUCUGUUUAUGAUGCUCUGCCCGCCAAACCCCGGCCAAUGGGGAUGGGUGGAGUUGAUGUCACUGUAAAGAAGGGGGCAGACCCCUGAGUUGUUCUGUCCAAUCGGCUGGCUACUUGGCAUUUAUUUUUUUUUUGUUCAUUUUCCUCCUCAAUCACUGUCAAUAAAAUAUGGGUGUAGAUUCUU